AUGUUUGUUGGUGGGAGUGAUACCACUGCGACAGCCGUUGAGUGGUCUAUGGCCGAGCUUAUACAGAAUCCAAGGCUGAUGAAGAAAGCACAAGAAGAGGAAAGUUUACGGCUACAUCCGCCUUUACCGUUUUUGAUUGGAGAGUUUCCACUGCCGCUGCUAAAAUUGGAGAUUGAUAUCCCAACAAAUACUGGGUUUUUCAUUAACGCCUGGGCAAUUCAAAGAGACCCCAAGUUGUGGGAUAAGCCAGAGGAGUUCUGUCCUGAGAGAUUUAGAAACAACCCGUUGAUUUUAAAGUUCAAUUGGGAAUUGCCUGGAGGUGCUAACAGUGAGGAAUUAGACAUGACUGAAGAGGGAUGUAAAACAUUGGUGCUUGGGGUUGUUGGGAGAUCUGCAAGUGCGAGGUCUUUGGCUAAUAGGAGUUUGGCUUUUCAAAUGUGUGUGCUGUACUGUAAUGUACCUGAGGUAGGAUCUAGUGUGGGUUAA
Molecule: messenger RNA, 486 nt
Organism: Papaver somniferum (opium poppy)
Lineage: Eukaryota; Viridiplantae; Streptophyta; Magnoliopsida; Ranunculales; Papaveraceae
Product: cytochrome P450 71A1-like
Exons: 5
Coding region: 1-486 (161 amino acids)
Molecular function (GO): iron ion binding; monooxygenase activity; heme binding
Source: RefSeq, a predicted model, not a curated record